Serendipita indica DSM 11827 is the source of this 4782-nucleotide messenger RNA. Lineage: Eukaryota; Fungi; Basidiomycota; Agaricomycetes; Sebacinales; Serendipitaceae. The record is from the annotation of a GenBank genome assembly.
AUGGCCUAUAGCGGCCUGGAUGCACAAGCAGCAAAGCUGGUAGACCCCUCUACUGAUAUCAACGUCAAGCUCGGAAUAAUCAGAGACUUUGGCAAAACAUUUACUUCUGACGCGCAACGAGAUCCAGAAUGGCAAAAGGCUACAACAACCGUUUGUCCAAUCCUCAUUGACACGCUCAAAACGGGCUCUCCGGUAUGGAAAAAAUACGUCAAUGACAAGGAGAACGUCGAACAGGUCUUGCGGGUGCAAAUCCUGGAGCUUUUGCACAAACUACUCACCACAGAAGCGAUGAGAAGUCACUUGAAUACGUUCAUACCUCUUUUGUUUGACCUCGUACGGACCGACAACGAAGAAAUCGCAAUCCAUGUCGUGAAGAUGUUUCACGAGCUCUUCCGUGGACUACGUGCAGUUAUGGAAAGUCAUAUCCCCACGUUCAUGCAGCUCAUUAUCGACCUCUAUACCUCGACGGGCGAUCACCUAGACGAAGUUUUUGGGCCUGGAGGAGCGGCUACAUCCGAACCGGACCGUUCGACACUCAACAAAUCUUCCACCUCUCUAAGAGUCAUUGCAGAGCUACAACUGGUGUGCUUGUUUAUCCUUCAAACAAACCAGACAGCCCAGGCGUUCAACCCACAAGGACUGGCGGACGCCGCUCUCAAGUUGUAUCUCUACGAGACUCCUCAAGAGAAGGAGAAGGAUACUGACAAAAUGGACGAAGGAGAGUUGCACUUCGGACCUCCAUCUUCAAUCGCCAAUCAGAGUAUUUUCAGCGAUCUUAUCGUCGCUCAAGUAAAGGCGGGACCCGUCUUGAGUCUUGUUCUCCGAAAGGAUUCGCCGGUUCUCAGCUCAGAAUCGUGGCCCCAACUUGUUAACCAGAUACCAGCUGCUGCGCUGAGAGCACUACGAGUCAUGUCUCCCGAUGCUUAUUCGCUCCGCAAGGAAGGUAUUACCAGUCUUCGACAUUUGGCAGCAACCGACGUUAAAGUGCAACUCGCUACUCACUUUACCGAGCUCCUCGAUGAUCGAAUGCUGCUCGGAAACUUGAAGUCUGAACCAGCCUUCUUCAUCUCGACUCACGCCCAAUUCGCCGAGAUCACCUUUCAACUCCGUCCUUUCAUCGAUUUGGACGCGACCCUUGCACUCCUAAGGCACCAAUGCGAACGACUAUCCGACUCAAACGCUCCACACCUCAUCGCAAGCCAUACUGGUCGUAUCCUUAUCUAUACAUUAGACCCACUAAGUGUCAAAUUGCGUGCACAAGAUAACAGCGUACCUCCGGAGGUCGCUGCAAAGCUCAGCAACAUGCUACAUGCUUUGCUCGAGACAAUUUGUACAAGACUUCAUGCGUCUAUCACGAUUGGAGAACGGCUCUACGCAUUAAAAGAUGGAACAGCUAGCGAAGAACUCAAGCAACUCGUCACUCUCGAGCAGUCUCGCACUGUUCCUGUGUUCCCAUAUCUAGCAAGUGAAACCCUCGAGACUACGCUCAAUGAGGAACGCAUCUUCCUGCGAGCCGUGCCAAACACCGUGCGUCUGGCUCUGCAAAUUAUUCGAGCCCUCAAUGGUCGCGUACCCGACUCUGAUAUCAUGGGUCGCCUCUUUAAGUAUCUUUGCUCCGCCAUGACGGUGGUCAAGGCGGACGCACAGUUCGAGGCCACCGUGUACAAACAGAUGGCCGAGAUGUUCACGGAGAUGGAACCCCACGUCUUCCAGGAUGUGUGGACGAAGCACAUGGGCAUGUAUUUCGACGCAUUGGUCAUGCAACCAAACUUGAUGAGCAUCGUCCAACUACUCUACCAAUCGCCCCAGACGAUGUUCCCGUUGACAGCGCUUGUUCUACGUCACCUUGUUGACCACAUGGAAACUCUCAACGAGGGGAAUGCCCAAUCCACCGCGGUGAUGAGUCGCAUGUACCGAAUCACGUUCAUGUCACUCGCCAAUCUUCAAGAUGGGUUUGAACGCAUGUUGCUCCCCCAUCUGACCAAACUCUUGAUCGACGUCUUUCCUAUGGCGGCUCGAGCUCAUCAUUCCCCUCGCAAUCUCCGCAUGGUCCCUUAUUAUCUCUUUCGAGCUUUCGGGAACAAGGGUGCAACCGCAAAGUUCGAACUCCUUCAUCAAGAAAUCUACCCGCUACUUCCAGAGCUUCUGGACAGCGUGAAUCGGGCUUUGGAGCUCACCGAUGACGAGGUUCAACAGGAUCAAUUGGUGGAGAUUGCGCUGACCAUACCGGUUCGGCUUCAGUACCUUGCACCAUUUAUUGCACAACUUUGGAGGCCAUUGGUACUGGCGCUACGGAGUAGUAAUCAGGAGAUUGUCAAGCAGGGGCUACGCACGCUGGAGAUUGCUGUCGAGAACCUUCCAAACAUCGACCUCCUUGACCCCAAGGCUCGUCCUGUCGCUCGAGAGUUGGUUCUUGCCCUGCAUAAGACUCUGAAACCGGGCAAUCAACACGCAGAAACGGCACAAGCGGCUACUCGUAUUCUCGGAAAGUUGGGAGGACGAAACCGAAGAAUACUUUCGCUGCCGCCGGAUCUCGAGUACGAAGAAACUGGUGUUCCUUACUCGAUUCCGAUCGAGUUCACCACUCAUAUUGCAUCACUCAAGAUCGGACCUGCGUGCGAGGUGGCGGUCAAUGCGCUAAAGGAUUCGAAAGGAAGCUCGUACCAUGAACCGGCCUUUGAGUUUAUCAAGACACAGCUCUAUCUUCUUCUGCAACAAGGCGUGGAAGGGGCCGUUAUGGAAGGUCUGUUCUGCAAAUGCAUUGAGGGAGCAAUUGCGACCAUUCACCUUUCCAAUAUGGAGCCCAUGGCAAGCGAGCUUCUCCGAGAAGUCAGCAAGGCUCUCAGUGAACAGGAGCUUGCCAAAGGCUUGGGUUCCCAAGUUGGUCGGCGAGCUACCAUCAGCACGAUUACCAUUCUCUUCUACGAGACAAUGAUGACUGUUCUUGUUCGGCAUUCUAACCGGAGCGACGAGAGUGGUCGUCGCCUCAUUGCCAGCAUUAUCCAAGAACUCCACGACCGGGGUCAAGGUGGCAGCAAGGAACGAAUGCGCGGUACAAUGAACAUGAUCGUUCACAUCGUAUCGAAAUUCGGAUCGAUGUGCUGGAAUCCGGAUUGGCGGUACAAAAUGGCAGGCUGCACCGGCAUCGCCGUUCUCAUCUCCGAUCAAGUCAACCUCGGCACUGCAUGGCCCUACUGGAAGGAAAUGGAGAUUUGUCGCUCGCUGGUGAUGAUACUCAAGGAUAUGCCUCAGGAUCCUCCUGCAGAAGAGGCUGAAGUUCUCUCCACAAUCACAGACCUAGUGAAAUUUUGCAAUGCGCCACGUCCUGAUUCCAUGGCGCUGGACGAAAAGCCCUUGGAUGAAGAUGCUCGAAAGGAUAUGGCGCCGGAUGAGAUUCAGCACUACGAGUGGUUGCGCCGUCCAGUCGCACAAAAGAUCGAUCACUAUAUUGGAGUAUUCGCCACUGACCUCAAGAGCCCGACAAAGGCAGUGCGAGACGCGACUCAAGACCGCUUCAAGCUUCUAGCAGAUCUCUGUGGCCGUCCACUCUCCGAGAUCAUAGGGUCCGCUGUUGAGAAAAUUACUGCUGAUAUCUACAGCAAGCCGCUGCGAAUGUUCCUACCACAGGUGCAAGUGGGCUACAUGGAAGCGAUCACAUACCUGUUGAAUAUCGAGCCUUCAGUGAUCACAGUCUCAGACGAACUCCUUCGCUUGAUGGGAGAAGUGAUCGCUCUUGGAGAGAUGGAGGAGCCGGUUCCUAACCCAAUGUACCCGCUGCAGCGACCUGCGCGGCGUACGAUAGUCCUGAGCGCACAGACCAAGGCUGCAUCGAUCAGGCUGGUAACGGCUUCCCUUGUCAUCACGGAUUUCCUGUCCAAACACCCGAUUCUUCGACAAAAGGCGACUUCUCUGCUCUUCAAGGCGCUAUAUUCGCCCAACGAAGAGAUAAAAACAGCUGCGCACAAUGGUUUGAGUGUCUUUCUCAAGAACCAGAGUCGCCUUCCUAGAGAACAUUUACAAGCAGGGCUUCGUCCCGUUCUUAUGAACCUUGCGGAUCCUGCCAAGUUGACAGUUGGGAGCUUAGAAGGAUUAGCACGACUUCUCGGCCUCUUGACAAAUUACUUCAAAGUCGAGAUUGCCACCAAACUCAUCGACCACUUCAAGGCGUUAUCCGAUGAUGAGAUCCUGAACAAUGCCGCCUACGGUCCCAUGGCCGACAACGACGCCAUCUCUAAGCUCGUUCGUCUCCUCAAUAUAUUCCACCUACUCCCUCCAGCGGCCAAUGCGUACCUCGAGCAGGUCACGGAACUCGUUGUGACCACAGAGACAAAAAUUCAUGCUGCAUCACCAACGCCCUUUACGUCCCCCAUAUCGGCAUACCUGGAUCGUUUCCCUUCUGAUGCGCUCGAGACACUUUUCAAGCAUGUCAAGGACGCUCGAUGGGUUCAGACGUACCGGCAUAUUAUCCAAGCAGGUCAAGCUCCCAACUUCACCACUGCCCUGAAAGGUCAAGGAGCUCGGCUUGCGCAGAGCAUGGAGAAUGCGGAGAACGGGCAUGCAGGUGUCCCUGCUAUCCUCAUCUGUCUGGAUCUGGCGCAAUCUGAUCCAGAGUGGAUGGCCGCUCAAGAGGAGAUUCUUGAGGCCCUUAAAGUGGUCUGGACGAGUCAGUUCACGUCUGUGGACGAAGAAGUCAGCUUCGCUCCUGCGCGGCUCGUCCUCAUACGGGCAAUCUAUAUGGUGUGGAUCGAGGUUUUCAAGGUCACCCACGCGUUGACAUCCUAG